GCGGCAACAGAGUGGCAUUCGCGUCACCAAGCAUGCUGAGUGGUCUCAGGCUGGCGUGCGACCCCUGUCCAGCCCUAGAUGCGCACGGCGCGAACAGCAAAUUGGCUGGUCAUCUCGUCUCACUGGCGUACACGACUCACGCAUCCCCGGAACCCAGGAUCAUCGGUGGCACAGAGCGCGCUGCAAGCUAGCCGUGAGGUAGUGCAGCUGCUGUACGCGGGAGACGCUGCACGAGGCCGCUUACGGUGAGCUUUUAGCCCAGCAUGGCGGGCGACUACGAAGCCGAGUUCGAGUAUAUCGACGGCGCGCUCCCGCCAAAGGAGCGCAUGACCGCGUAUGAGUUUCUGCGGCAAGCAGAGAAGCCGUUGCCCUCCAUUCCAUCUCCGACGCUCACAAACCCUGAGAUGGUACUACCAGCAGUCAUGGAGUUUUCGGCGCUGCCUUCCCCACCACGAAGCGUGAGAAGGCCGCCGAGCCCGAGUUACCUGCGAAAGACGGCGAGUUCAGAAUCCAAUGGCCGGUCGGUAGCGCCAAAGAAGGAGAAACGAGGCCUGAUGAGUCGGAAGAUGAUGCUGUUGCGCAGUCGAACAGGCAGUGGGCUCGCCGCCAACACUAGCCAGCAACAGCACGCUUCGCCCAGCAUUCCUUCCGACUCGGACAUGGGAUCGACCUACAACCCCGCCUAUGCGUCCUCGCCCACGCUAAUGGAUGUCGGAAACCUUGCGCCUGCCCGAACAUCAGAGGAGCGACGAACAAGCACUGCCAGCUCGUUCAAUAGCGAGGAGUUUGCGGGCAUUCCCAGCUUUCUGGCCAGAUACGGCACUCCGGACGGGGCGUCAACUGACGACGACACCAUGGACAGCGUUGACAGCUCCGUGCCAAGGAAGUAUGGCUAUAGCGUAAGUAUAGCAGGAGGCCUGGAUGCGCAUAGGAAGCAGCAGGAGGAAGAGGAGCAUAACUCGGCGAUAUUGAGCAAGCGUGCCGAGCAGAUUCUUGCAAAUGCUAAGAAGCGGUUAAAUCUCAUGGAGGGCAAUCUGCGAGGUGCGAGAGAUCUGGUAGCCGCGCCAUUGACAGCCGCCAAUCUCAAGCGCGCGGCUUCCUUGGGCUCGUCUUACCAUUCAACCAGUCUCGUCUCAACCGGUCGCCCUUACAACUCGUACAGCCAGCAGCCUACACGCAUCUUGCACUCCCAAGCAAGCUCGCCAACAAUGGGCUACACUUACGCCAACCAUGCACGUGGUUUCGGCGAGGCCGCACUACCGGAAAGGCCGCAGACCGCACUCGGGAGAUCGAGCAACGACAUCGCGAGACACGCUCAAGUACCCGUGCGAGCGAACGAUGCCCCAUGGACGAGCAGUCUGCGAGGUAGUCGAAGCUACGACUCGCUCGGCACGAACAGCAUGCCUGUGCGCGGUAGUCCCUUGCUUGCGAAAGGCUCGCCCGACUCGAACCUCGAGCCGCUACCAGAAGACGACGGUUCCCAACAGGCGCAAUCAGCACGCAACAGUGCCAUCGAGGACGAACAGACUGCUGGACUGGGUCUCUUCCAACCGGCCUCACGGACCGACGAUCUGCGCGAGCAGAUGAGCAGCUUGAAAGGAAAGAUCUCGACCCUAAAAGAGCGAGCGCGCGAAGAUAGCCUUCGACGACAGAGCUUGCAGAAUCUCCGGACGUCUUCUCCGUUCACGAACGCCACCUCUAGCCCACCGGAGUUCUUCUACACGCAAUCGCAGAACUAUGGCAGUCCCGUGCUUGACACGAAUGCCGGGGUUGGGCGGACCUCGAAUCCCAAUAGUCCUGCCACGCCGGUGUCGAUGCAGAAGUUUUGGAGUGUGCAGCCUGUUGUGCUUAGGACUGGGAAUGCGUUUGCGGAGCAGGCAGCGGCGGCGCAGAAGGCGAGGGAGUUGCAGCAGCAGCAGCAGCAGCAGCAACAACAACAAGAACCCCAGCAACCCGUACAGGAAAUAUGGCAGCAGCAGCAAGACAACCUCGCUCCAAGCUUUCCGGAGCGUACGGCUUCCAUGAAGGGCAAGCGGAAGCCCGUUGCCGAAACACUGACAACGGCCAACAUCUCGCACAAACGUACGCCAAGUGGCACCGCCAUUAUCGCCCCUGCUUCAAGCCGGUACUCACACCACCAAGACCUGCCGAGCGUGGAUAUGCCAGGCGCCUACGCCCCCUCAGAGGCGGAAGACCGAGUGGAGUACGAAGACUACGACGUCUCACCGCUUCCAUCCGACGAAGACGUGACGCCAGACUACAACCACAACGUGUCAGAAGAAGAAGAAGAAGGUAGUGUCUACGAAGACGCGGCAUAUAACCAGCCGCCCGUUGUUGCACACGAAGACCGAGACGACGCGUUCGACUACGAACAUUUCUUCCUGCAUAGCGCAAUGGGCAGCUAUAGCAACGGGGUUGACCGUCGCCAUUCCAUCUCAAGCGAGGACUCCGUCUCCUCUACGGAAACGGCUCGCGGUCCCGCCGCCGAAAUCCGCGAAGACGAAGACAACCAAUUCGAUCCGAACUCCGCCAUCUACCCGCCACCAACGCCUCAAACCCCCGAACGACUGAAGGAAAUCGAGCGAAACCUCCACCGUCGCACUACAUCAAACGACAGCAUAAGCACCCUCGCCACCUUCGCAACCGCAACCGAAGGACUCGAAUCCUCGCCAGCCGAGCGCUCGCGACAGGCGACGGCAAAGGAAUGGCCGAUCCCGCCUCCCUCCCCUCAACCUCGCUCCCACCCGAACAGCCGACCCACCUCACGCCCGGGUACAGCUAUUCCCCACAAGCGCCACACCCCCGAAUCCAACCGGGACAGCGGCUCCGACCGCGCGGACUCCGGCGUGGGGUUGACGAACGGCUACACCCACACUCACGACAAUGCCCACGCGAACGCGACGACCAAGCGGCUCCCGAGCGCACUAACCCCGCGCUCUCCACCACCACCACCACCACCACCAGCCAAUACCGCUACCACUACCACUACCACUACUCCGUCCGCGGCAAGACUGGCGACCCCGCCCACGUCACCCCGAUUAGGCGAUCCGGUGACGAUAGCCGUGAACGCGUUACUGGAUCCGGGGGGCAGGGCGCUGGGGUUGAAGGAUAAGGCCGUGCUGUUUGGGGUGGUGGAGAGUUUGAGGAGGGUGGUGCUGAGGUUGCAGGAUGGGUUGGAGGCAGCGCAGGAGGAAGGGGAGGGAGUGGCGGAGGGGUUGGGGUUGGGGUUGGCGGGGGUGAGGGGGAGGUUGGAGGGGGCUAGGCGGUGUUUGGAUGGGGUUGGUGAGUUGUGAGUGAGUGAGUGAGCGAGUGAGUGAAUUUGGUUUGGGGUGGGUUUGGUCUGGUUGAUAGGAGGGGGUUGAGUAGGGUGUGAGGUGUUCAUGGUGGGUAGCGCCUAUACGGGCGAGGGUGCUUGUGUAUACACUAC
Baudoinia panamericana UAMH 10762 is the source of this 3427-nucleotide messenger RNA. RefSeq lists its product as uncharacterized. The transcript is spliced from 2 exons. The record is from RefSeq and is a predicted model, not a curated record. The coding region runs from base 264 to 3293 and encodes 1009 amino acids. Lineage: Eukaryota; Fungi; Ascomycota; Dothideomycetes; Mycosphaerellales; Teratosphaeriaceae.